This is a messenger RNA of Oncorhynchus keta (chum salmon), 1716 nucleotides long. Its product is annotated as oocyte zinc finger protein XlCOF6-like. Lineage: Eukaryota; Metazoa; Chordata; Actinopteri; Salmoniformes; Salmonidae. Bases 31 to 1716 code for a protein of 561 amino acids. The transcript is spliced from 8 exons. Gene Ontology annotation, biological process: regulation of cytokine production; regulation of immune system process; negative regulation of transcription by RNA polymerase II. The record is from RefSeq and is a predicted model, not a curated record.
CAUGAGGAGGACAUCACUCAAACACCUGGGAUGAACAUUCAUAUUGUAGAAGAGGGGAAGGAGGAAGUGAAAGAGGAGGAUGAAGUUGGUGGUUUCAUCAAUUCUGAAGGAGAAGAAUUUGACUGGGAUUCUGUUCAACAUAGAGAGAGCCCUGACUGUGGCUUCAACAGCAAAGCGAGUCCCGCCACAUCAGAACAUCCUGAACACCAGGAGAGUCACAAAACGAAGACGUCUCACUGCUGCUCAGUGUGUGGCAGAGAGUGCUACAAGCUCUCAGUACUGCAGAUCCACAUGAGAAUCCACACGGGAGAGAAGCCGUACCCCUGCCCCGACUGUGGCAAGAAGUUCGCUCACCUGGGAGCCAUGAGACGACACCUCCUCACACACACGGGAGAGAAGCCUUACUCCUGCUCUGUGUGUGGGAAGAGUUUCACCCAAUCAGGACAUCUGAGGGAGCACCAGCAGUCUCACAGUGGCGAGAAGCCUCACCUGUGUCUGGUGUGUGGGAGAGGGUUCUCUAGAGCGUCAGACCUCCGGAUCCACCACAGAGUUCACACAGGGGAGAGGCCGUACAGCUGUGACUACUGUGGGAAGAAAUACGGCCGCUGUCAGAAGCUACGGGCUCACCAACGGACACACCACAGCGACAGGACACACGCUGAUACUGGAGAGGAGACGGAGGAUGAUGUUAACAACCAGCCCAGCCCGUCCCCAUCCCACAGCCCCCUGCAUCAGGAGAAGCUGAUCAAGAGGACCAAACAGAACCAACCAAAACCUUUUCUCACGGUUGUCUGGACUGUAAGGAAAGAGUUUUCCCCCUGUGACCUGGUGAGACACCAGAGGAUUCCCAUUGUGUUCCAUAAGGUGAGACACCAGAGAGUACACACAGGGGAGAAGCCCUACCCCUGUCCUGACUGUGGCAAGAGGUUCGCCCACUCAGGAGGCCUCCGAGAACACGAGAGGAUACACUCCGGAGAGAAGCCUCACUCCUGCUCUGUGUGUGGGAAGAGCUUCACCCAGAAGGGAAGUCUUAGGGUCCACCUACGGACACACACGGGGGAGAGACCUUAUUCUUGCGCCGUCUGUGGCAAGAGUUACACCCAAAAUGAAUUUUUGAAAGUGCACCAGCGAACACACACGGGAGAGAGGCCCUACUCCUGUUCUGUGUGUGGCAAGGGCUUUGCUCAGAUAGGAAACCUGAAGAAACACCAGCGGAUUCACACGGGGGAGAAGCCUUACCAGUGCCUGGAGUGUGGAGCCAGUUUCACCCAGAAGGACAGCCUGAAGAUGCAUCAGAGGUCUCACACGGGAGAGAAACCCUGCGUCUGCCCCGAGUGCGGGAAGGGUUUCCGCGACAACGGGCACCUGAAAGUCCACUUGAGAGUGCAUACAGGGGAGAAGCCGUACUCCUGCGCCGACUGUGGGAGACGGUUCAGCCAGGCAGACGUCCUGAAGAGACACCAGAUGGUGCACACAGGGGAGAAGCCGUACUUCUGCGCCCUGUGUGGGAGGAGAUUCGCCCAGCCUGCCACUCUGAAGUACCACCUCCGGACCCACGCAAGAGAGAACCAGACAGGAGGGCCUCAAUGCUGCCCAGUGUGUGGACAGGACUUCCCUACAGAGCAGGCUCUGAGAAAACACCUGCAGGCACACAUGGGGAGGACCUCUCUGUCAACGGGGGACAGGAAGACGGGGAGGAGGAAGUUGGUGGUCUGA